Molecule: messenger RNA, 5249 nt
Organism: Sebastes umbrosus (honeycomb rockfish)
Lineage: Eukaryota; Metazoa; Chordata; Actinopteri; Perciformes; Sebastidae
Gene: ankrd33ab
Product: ankyrin repeat domain 33Ab
Exons: 5
Coding region: 3055-4434 (459 amino acids)
Molecular function (GO): protein binding
Source: RefSeq, a predicted model, not a curated record
GAGAGUUAAACAAGUUCAAUUUCAAUUAAAAACACCUUGUCUUCUUCAUCAGAGUCAUUUAUUUGUAGCUGUAUUUAGAUUUGAAUGUAUAUGUGUGACAGAUUUAGGGGUACAGAACAGAGAGUGAUUGAGCUAAUUAUACCACUUUUCCACCCAAUUUCUCCUCUCUCUCCACCCCUCUCUCUUUUCCUAUUUUUGCUUCAGCUUAAGUGGUUUCUUAUCUCAUCCGAGGAAUUUCCCUGAGAGGACUAAACUGAUCGGGAGAGUACAGGAUAACAUCAAGUCCUCGGCAAAAGAAGUCUGAUGUUGUCUGAAGAAUAAGUUGGGCUGAUUUCAUCUUAAAAGUGACUUCUAGUCUAUAAGACACCAAAAACAGAAAUCAGGGCUUUUCUGGUUAUUGCCACAGAAACAAGUCUAAAAAGCAAGAUGGUUAUUUAAUGCACCUCGAUGUUUGUGCAUUCUCAAAAUGAGAAAGUACUGCCACAUAAACAACAGCUAAAUUGUGUCAGUGGAGGUCCUUCAUUAAUAUGUUAUGGAUUUAGAUUUAACAGUUGAUCAAGUGAGUUCCUGAGCUUGUAGAAUUUGUAUUUUUCUUCUUAAAACACUUGUUAUUUUUUGUAUCUGUUGCAUUUAAUAUACUCCAUUUUAUAUAGAUAACCAUUCACGAAAAGAGGAGGAGCAUUCUUGUUUUUUUGUUGUUGUUGUUGUUUCUUUCUUUGUUUUGUGCCAAUGCAGCAACUUUAUAUUGUCUAAUAUAUUACAUCAAUGUAAAAGGCUGUAUUUCAUGGCGUUAAAAUUUUAAAUAAAAAUACUGUGUAAAAUAACACAUGGCCUAUUAUAAUAAAACUUAGAUCAACUUAAAAUCAACCCUAUUUUUUAAGACAAAUGAAUAUGAUGAUAUAGAUUAUAGGACAAGCUGCAGCAAUGUUUGGGUGUUUCAAUUCCUAUUAACAAAGAAGGUACAGAUCAUCUGACACAAAUAAAUGCAUACAGAAUAUUUCAGGUGUGGUCUUCUUGUUUUGUGUUAUUAAUAAUGUCUCUAAUUACAUUUCACACAAUUUCAGCCUUUGUCAUAAUAAUUAAGAGUAGCCCAAGUUGACAUGCAAGUCUUUAGCAUUGAAGUUUGUUAUUUUCAUCACCUCACUUGAACAGCGUGGACCAAAGACACUCACCUUAUCAACCCUGUAUCCCAGAAGCUGUUCAGUCCUCCCCUGCACUUUUGCCAAAGUCUUCAUUUUGCAUCCCUUUCUCUUCCGUUUGUCCUAAUGUGGCGUCCUUUCUCUUCACCUUAAUGUUUUUAAAUUCACUCUUCUUCCCUCAUUUAAGCAUCCAUGUCCGAUCCUUUGAUUUUUAUUUAAUCAAAAGACAAGUUGAAAAGCUUCAGAAAAAGAUCUCUGCCGUCCUGCCUGACGUCCAACAGAAGGACUAAAGCAGACAAUCUAUAUGCUUUGAACCAGGUUUCUUUUUCUCCUCAGGGCAGAUGGGACAGCUGUUGAAUUGCAGUGGGAUCUGUUCUCAGGCCCUUCUGGAUAAGAGAGGGGUCAAUCUGUCCUGACAGGUUCAGCCACGUCCCUCUAGUCCCACAGGCUAAUUUCAGUCUGUGACCAUUCCCAAAGAAGGAGUUUUAACUAACUCAAAAACUGCUUUAUUAUUAUAAUUGAGUAUACCAGAUCUUACUGCCUGUAUGAAUUCCUUUAUAAUUACAGUUUUUCUUAGUCGCUUUGGCUCAUUUUUUGAAACGGUCUUAACUUUCUCUAAACUGAAAGUGCAAUUGUCACAACUGUUUGAUGGGACAUCACAACUCCACUGCAAUUCUCAUUCAAGAAUUGAGCCAAAGCGAAUGUGAGAAACUGUAUUAGUCCUGUUUCAUUCAUUUACAGCUUUUAGUCCUGUUUUUAUGACUGCAGUGCAAGCUCCAAAAGUUUAAAUCCUCUUAGACCUCGCUUCAUAGAACGCAGAUGCAUUUCAGAUUUAAAUCAUGUCCAUGCAGUUUGUACAUUCCUGAUAUUUACUAGGACACAUAUACAACUACUCAUCAGUUUCACUCUAUUGUGACCAAAUUAUAAAGACUGAAACUGUGCGAGAGAUCCCCAUCCUGUGGUAUAUCUGAGGAACAUCAUCACUCAGCCAAGGCUGCCGCUGCUGUUCAGUGAAAUGACUUUUGUUGCUGUUUCAACUGUUGGAAUCUGUCCCAUCUGCUCAGAGCAGGUCAGUCCCCUCUGGUGGGAUUUGAUCAUCUGCUAGUCCAUCUAACAAUUAAUUUGAUUCCUCUGGCUUAAGCAGCUUACAGUUAACAACUUAUACGUUUACAAUUGGAUUAAAGAGUUAUUUGUGGACAGAAUACAAAAUACUGUUCUGUGUUUUAAUAAGCGAUUGCUUGCAUAAAUGCAUAUUUAUUCAUAUUUGACAGAAGAUGAGGUGCGGUUGUUGCUGACAUGUGUUUGUUAUUCUUCCUCCAAGUUUUCCUCAAUGUUCUGUUUCUGUUUUAAUUUUUUUUUUUAAGUUUCUCAUCAUGAUUUGUGCUCUAUCGUUUUGGGUCAAAUGUACCAGUGAUGACAGGCGAAUUAACUUAUUUUCCACAAAAAAAAGUAUCAAAAUAAAGACAAAAAAGUGAAGAAAAUAACAUAGAAACUCUCUUUAGUUUAGCCAAUUAUAAACAGGUAUAAGUAGCAGGUAGUAUGGACAACACAAGUGUUGAGUUGAAAGAUGAAGCAGAAAGUAAUCCUCUCCAUAAAGCUGUUGUAAGUGGGAUGAGCUAAGCACAGAAGCUGAACAUACAGCGUCUCUGUGAAGACUCUGCGAAGACUCCUCCUCUCAGUUUUAUGUCAUCACGACGAAUAUGUGGGGAUGGAAAUGGGUAAAGUACCUCUAUUUACAGGCCCAGGAGGAAACUGUGACCUCUCGGCUGCUCUGAAAACACAGUAGCAGCGUUGGAGGAAGUCAGGAGUCACGGACCGACACGCCUGGAUACAGUUACAUUUACAGCUGAUUGAUUACCCCUUAUGAUGUAGCCAAAAGGACACAGCAGCAUCUCACCUGUUCUGCUGUUAGAAGAUGGCCACUGCAGCAAAGGACCCCUACCUGGGCUCAGGCCCUGAUGAGGACGACGUGUCUCUGUCGGAGUCCGAUUCAGACAGCAUCCUCUCCGAUGACUCGGUGCUUCCAGACUACACAUCGGAGACGACUGAUAGCCGUGCGGCAUCGACACUGUAUCAAGCAUGCGCCCGUAAUGAACACGUCUCUCUGCGGAAAGUUCUGGAGAGGGGGGUCACGAAAGAGGAGGUCAGAGAGCUGGACAUCAAUGGAUGGAAUGGCUUGAUGGUGGCUUGCUGCAAAGGCUUCGUGGACAUCGUAUACGGGCUUCAAACCUGUCCCUUUAUAGACAUAAACCACCAGGACAACGAAGGCAACACUGCUGUGAUGAUUGCAUCCCAAGCCGGACAUGUCAACACAGUCAUGUACCUCCUAAACUACUAUCCUGGUAUAGACACUGAAAUAAGGGAUUGUCGAGGUUUCACAGCCCUCAUCAAAGCUGCAAUGACUGGCCGCACUGACGUCAUGGCUGCCCUCGUUAUGGCUGGAGCAGACAUACAUGCAGUAGACACCACCAGAGGAAAAUGCGCUCGGGACUGGGCGCUGAAAACAGGUCGCUAUGAGACCCUGCAUCGUCUCCGCCGCCUGAAUAUGCGGCCAAAAGCUGAGCAGUGCUGUGAAAGUUAUGUCCCUGAUUGGCCUGAGCUCCAGGAGAGGGUAGCCAAGGCCACAUCUGAGAAAACUGCCAAGGAAAAAAUCACCCAGCGGAUCAAAAGCUCAUUUGGAUUCAGGUUUCCUCGUGACCCCCAGGACGACGGGGCCUUGGACCACAUGGUGCGCAUGACCACCAGUGUCCACAGUCCCCUAAUCUCAACUGGAUGUCGUCCACUCUGCCCUACGAGCCCUCCUGAGGUGGGGAAGAGGCGCCUGGCUGUGCCAGAGCUGAUGAAGAAACACCCGGAUAAGGAACUAGAGGAGAGCCCAGUGUGCCACAGCAACGGCUCAGUAUCGCACAUGAUUCCCUCAAUCCACUCUGCAGAGGCCAUCCAUACAACGUGCUGCGCCGAGACAGAGCGGCGAGACAGCUUGCUCUCAUUGGCCUCCGCCAAAGUGGCUACCGCAUUCAUUCCCCGUAGUAUGGCGAGAAGGAACAGCAUAUUCCCUUCCGGCUGCAUCCCCAAGAUCGACAUCAGCAGGCCUUCAGAUGCAACGCCAAAGAAAGAAAAGAAGAAGAAGAAGAAGAGGGAAAAUGGCUUCCUGGAACUGCCCAAGCCGAGGUACAAGGAAAUCAAGGAGGAGAAAAAGAGGGAGAAGAAGAAAGCUGACCAAGAAAAGGCAGAGAAAGAGAAGGAGAAAAAGGAGAAAAAGAAAGGAAAAGACGACAAGAAGGCCAAAAAUUAAGUGUUUCAAAAAAAGGGCUGUGGUGCUGUACGAAUCAUCCCAUUUGAGAACAAUAUGGUUUUUAAAAAUGUGUUCAACUCUCAAAUUUCAAACCAAAUAUCUUGGAAAUAUUCAGCAAAUAUAGAACCUAUAACCUUAAAGGGAAAAUAGGUAAGAGAGGAGAUAUUUCUUUCUUCCUAAAACUGAAAGACGGAGGACUUCAACGAGCAUUGCAGAGACUCUAUGGGAGGAGUUUGAAGCUUUUAGCCUCUAAUGUCUGAAGGUAUAUAUUACAUAUAUUUUGAUUAGGAUAGAAAAAAACAUUUAUUUUUUUUUAUUAAUAUAUUCAAACAUUAUUAUGCUACAAUGUAUGAAAACUAGGGAUGUGACGAUUCACUCAGCUCACGAUACGAUACGAUAUUAUAACAAGAAUUUUAACAAAACUUGAAUGGUGAAAAUAUAUGACUGAAAAAAAGGAGGCUCUGUCGUCUGCAUCCUUGUCAGUAACAGCGUAUCACUGCUUCACAUCUUCCGUUCCUCCCUUCACAAUAAACUCCCUGGACACGUACACUGAAACACGGCUUACUAGACGGAACUAAAGUCAUUCACAACUCAAAUAAAUAACUUACACGUGUUUACAGUUAGCUGUUAGCCGCCGAGCUAACCGCUCUGCUGAUCAGAGACUGCGGACGGAGCAGAUUGAAACGUUGCUUUCCUACAUGUUUAACCGUUUCAUCAUGUUUAUGCUUGUUGAACAGGUGUAAUCAAACCAUAUUUACUGAUUCAGUUUCACAGGUGCUAAAGCAUUUAUGGGAUCUACCUCAUCAGUCGCAUAA